CCGAAGCGUGAACCAUUGUGAAGGCUGUUGGCUGUCAAGACGUUAGUUGGUAAUUGGAUUUUCUCUUGUGCUGCAAAGCACGGCUGCAAGCGUUAGGUCAGUUUUUUCUUGGAAGUUAAUUAAAGAACAGGUUUUUCACGAUGGAAUUAUCACUAGAUAAAGGAAUGGACAUAGAACCUACUAAAACAGCGACUGAGAUUCUGAAAGACAAAGGUUUGUUGGGAGCUGGUGACGGGGCAAAAGAUGCGAAAGAAGAAGAAGAGUUGAGGUUGUGGCAGGAGAAUAUUGCAGAUGAAAGAGCAGAGUGGGAUGCCCUGGAAGUAAUGAAGCAACCAUUAAGUGGGGUGGUAAAAGCAACUGAAGACAUUUUAUUCAGCGAAGCUUUGCAGUAUUUCCAAACCCAAAACCUCGAUACAACGAACAUCUGUACAAGAGUUCCGCGAAACAAGUUCUCUCAGAUCAUUCAAUUCAUGUUCGGACCAAGAAGACUUGUCAAGUCGCUUAACCACGAGAGAGAUCUGGUGUUCUGUAUUGCUAAAGUUACAUUAAACCACAACAUUGAGGUUCAUUAUCGAGUUUUACAAACUAUUUAUAAAAGAUUGUCGGGAUGUAAACAUAAUUGUCCCAAGAAUGGAAGUCACUGGGAGUCGAUUGGAUUUCAAGGUGACGAUCCGGCAACUGAUCUUCGAGGAGCCGGAUUUCUCGCUCUUCUUCAUCUUCUCUUCCUCGUCACUGAUAAGCCGGACAUCGCAAGUGAGAUCUUCCGCCUCUCUGUUCAUCCGGAGCAAAACUUCCCGUUUUGCCUCGUCUCCAUAAACGUGACCAGGAUCGCUUUAAAAGUUUUGCGGGAGGAAAAACUAACAAGGUUUUGCAACAAACGUAAGCAAGUUGUUGCAGUUAUGAAUGACUUUUAUCUCGCGAUAUUCUGGCAUUUCUACCAUGUAUGGAAGACACAACAUAAAACUAUGAAAGACUCCGGCCAUGUUUUAAAAGAAGCAGAAGUGGCAGCAUCCAAACAACCUGCUGUGAUGAUGAAACGAGCAAACAUGGCUUUCAGUAAACGACGUCCCGUCUUACCCCCGCUUCACACCACGAACCGACUUUCGGCGGCUUCAUCCGUGUCCGAUAUCUCAUUACAAUCGCCCGCUAUGACGUCACAGUCGCUUGACGUCGUCCUACAGCCAGUGGACCGUGACCGAUCAUUUUCACGGUCCAGUGACCCGAGGUUCAUGGGCAUACACGAACUGGACGAAGAAAAAAACCUCUCGUCUGCGAAAACGGAAGUCGAAUGACGUCAUUGAAUGACAUCAUCCGACGACCGUAUUUCUGUUCUUUAAUUUUUAGCGAAAUUUUGCUCAUUGUUACUUCUGAUUUUAAAUGUACAGCGCUUGAACUGUUUGUAUAUAUACGUAUCCUGAUCUAUCCUUGCUUUCGUUUCCGCUUGUUUCAUAUAACGCCGAUUCCGUGUGCUUAUGGUAGCAUCUUGUGCUUGUGUUACUUACCGCCCCUCUUUGCACUGCAGGUUAAUACCCACAGCAGUUUAACUGUGAUUUUUAAAUCUUCAACCGUCAGUAUAAACCCCUUGUUGCCACAGUUCAUUACAACUUCCUACCAACGCUCUUACACGCUUUUCCAAUAAACUUCUAGCUGAAUUAUGAA
Messenger RNA from Ciona intestinalis (vase tunicate), 1659 nucleotides. NCBI's taxonomy places the organism in Eukaryota, Metazoa, Chordata, Ascidiacea, Phlebobranchia, Cionidae. The record is from RefSeq and is a predicted model, not a curated record.